Molecule: messenger RNA, 6776 nt
Organism: Astrephomene gubernaculifera
Lineage: Eukaryota; Viridiplantae; Chlorophyta; Chlorophyceae; Chlamydomonadales; Astrephomenaceae
Source: the annotation of a GenBank genome assembly
UCUACUGGUGUGAGGACGAUACCCUGUUUUCCUAAAAAUUACAGCAUUUCUAUCUCUCAGAGUUUCACGAGACGACAGCGUGACACGCCUUUCAGUUUGGUGCUUUCGCAAUAACUCUUGCUGACAGAGGUGUCAGGAACGCUCCGACAUCUUGUAGCCAUGUUUCUGUCUGAGGCAGUUGUCGCCUACCUGCAUGAAGCCCAGACCUCGAGUUAGAUAGGAACUUCAUCCCAAAUAAGGAGUAAAACCCCUUUGUGAAUGGCCCAUGACCAUUUAAUGAGGCGCUUGAGACGGUUCCUACUUGGAGCUCUGCUGGCAUGGGGUUUGCUGGCUUUCUAUCCGACGCAAGCAGGAGCUCAGGCAGUGAAUGCGUCAACACCAGAGGAGCUGCGCAGAGCUCUAUUAAAUGGAGCUACUGAGGUGGCGUUAUUGAAUAACAUGAACUUUACCCCAGAAAACUGGCCCGAGCCUGUGCUUAUCACACGGGCUACUACUAUAUACUCACCAUAUCGCGUUAAACUGGACUUCUGUGGCAGCAACGGUGGACCAGCUCGCGUCCUGCUGAACGUCACCUCUACCGGGAGCCUGCUGCUGCAGCGCGUGUUCCUGCGCAACUUCCUGCCCAGCGGCCCGCAGGACCUGUCGGGGCUCGGACCCGUGCCGGCACUGCUCAGCAGCGGCGGACUCAUAUCGUUCCGUAUCGUGGUGUUCCACUUCCUGCCCGCCGUCACCUGGGUCUUCUCCGCGCCACCCAACCAGAGCUUCUGGGCCGCGCAAACCGCCGCCAGCACCACCCAGCAGCCGCAGCAGCAGAUCCUGACGGACGUGUACACGGGGGCGGGGCUGCAGCUGGCCCGCCCCUCGCUCUACGUCGCCAGCUACACCAGCAGCCUCUACUCCAUCGCGCUCUGCUACUCCCCAGUCGACCUGCACGCCUGCUACGCGGACAACCGCGAGGACACGCAGCUCGCCUACUGCCUCUACUCCUUCGCCGACUCGCUCCGAAACCCGCACGUGCGCUACGUCCGCGUGUUCCAUGACAUUGGUGUGGACCGUGUGGCAUACAACCGCUUCAACCCCAUCCCCGUCACAACACCCAAAUCCCUCUCCGCCUGCCCCGGCACCCUACCCUCCAUCAACCUGGAUAAGGUCCUGAACGGCGUGUCCGUUCGAGCAGCCCUGGAAUUCAACGGUUUCCGUUUCAAAUCCUCCCGGCCAACCAACUUCACCACCUGGCCUCCCGCGCUACCCGUGCUGCUCAGUCUGAUGGAUGUGGACGGGCCGGGGUCGGUCGCGCUGACCAACUGCACGAUUGAGGUACCGCAGUUGGGCGAUGUGGUAACCACGCUCAAGGCGCUGCCGGGGUGCUGCUCCAUGGAGCCUUCACGGCCCAACCUGCAGCCCACUUUGGCUGCAUGGCCGAGCGGGGGGGUGCUGGCGGCGGCGGCGGCAGUGGCGGCGGCGAAUGCGAGUUUGGAGGGCGGUGUGAUUGUGGAUUCAUGGCCCUGGGGGGACGGAAGCGUGGAGGGCAGCACGAGCAGCGGAGGAGCGGGGGUCACCAUUGUGAGUGUGAAUGCGACACCGCUGACCCUCACCGCGUCCUUGCCAGCCGCCGCCUCCUCCUUCUACUGGAAGAACGUUACUGCAAUCCCCUUCCGGAACGUUUCCUCAAACUCCUCCUACCCUUCCUGGAACGCUUCCUCAAACUCAUCCUACCCUUCCUGGAACGUUUCCUCAAACUCCUCGAACUCAUCUUGGAACGCUGUUUAUAUCUCCUCCUCAUCUGUUGAGUCAGCAACUGAGGCAACAACAGCAGUUACAACAGCAGCAACGGUUUCGGAGUUUAUCUCCCCGCGUCCCGGCUUUACAAUUAAUUCCUGGGUCCUGCCCAAGAACUCCUGGCUGCAGUACAGCGCAGUAAGCUUGUACGACAUCAUAAGUCAGCCCUCCUCCGCUUCUUGGAGCUUUUCGGCCGUACGAGUGGAGCAGGCGGCGGUUGCCAACGACCGGUCGUUGUGUUUCGGAGCGGCACUGGAGCAGGGCUCCACUCGGCGCCCGCCCAUUGCCCGCGUGGGUAACGACACGCAGCUGAGACAGGCGCUCGCGAGUGGGGUGCGGUACAUCCAGGUGGUUGACGACAUCAAGCUGGACCCCCAGAACUGGCCCGCGGGUGGGGGGGCGCUGCAGCUGGACGCGGGCAUCAUCGAGGUCCGCGGCUGCCACCCCGCCCCCGACCGGCGCUUCACCCUCGACCUCUCCGACCUGACUCAGCCCGUGGUGCGCUGCAGCGGCCGGCUGCUGCUGCAGGGGGAUCUGAGGCUGGUCAACCCGGGCUGGGUGGGGGCGGAGGAGGCGGGGGAGGCGGGGAUGUGGCUGCUGGGCGCGUUUGCGGUGGUGGCGAAUCGCGGCGGGGGAGCGGGGUCGGUGGAGCUGGAGGACGUGCUUGUAGAGGCGCAGCUCAACGCCUCCGGACCCGGCCUGCGCCCCUCCGACCUCCUCACCGCACUCAACCUGGGGGGCGGCAUCACGGCGGACAUGCGCGCACGCAAUGUGAGCCUGUACGGCAGCUGCGGGGUGACGCUGGGGCUGUGGGCCGUACCCGCCCCCGCGCCGCAGACCGGCACGUGGGCUUUCACACACACGCUGGUGCGGUGGGCGGCGGAUAGCAACCCGGAUGCGAGCAACAACACGAGCAGCAGUGGGGGAGGAGAGGGAGAGGGAGGAGGAAAGGGGGGGUUGAGUCAUCGGCAGGUGCUGAGUAUCGCACUGCCGGUGGGGCUGGUUGGAGGGGGGUUGUUGCUGGCGGCGGCGGCGGCGGGGGCGGUACUGUACGGCAACGGCAACAGCAACCGCCGUACUCAGGGUGAGGCGGCGGCGGCGGCGGUCAAGGCAUGCGGGUCUGGCGGCGGCAGUGGUGGCGGCGGCGGUGUUCUCAAAUCGCACCCUAGUUCCCUGUUGGGCGCGCUGCUGUUUAGGGCGCUGUGGUCGCAUCAGAGGAGCGGUGGCGGCGGAAGCGGCGGGUGCGGCGGGGAGGGAGACCAGGAGGCGGGGUUGGGUACGGCGGCAGCAGCGGAGGUGGGGAUGUUGGCGGUAUCGGCGGCGGCGCCGGUGGUGGUGGUGGGUACUGCUCCCGGCAAGAAGGGGGCUCAUCUUCAUCACAACAUCAACAACAAGAACAAGAACAAUGGUGGCGGAGUGUAUAACGUCAGCAGCGGCGACGACGACUCGGUGUCGGAUGCAAUGCCUGGCGUCGGCAGCGGAGGAGGCGGAGGUCCUGCGACGGCGGCGGCGGCGGCGCUGUCUCACGUGCGGGAUGCGGGUCGAUAUGACGACGUUAUGGUACGGCAGCGGGCGGGUGACGGCGGCGGUGGCGGCGGCGGCGGCGUCGCGUCGGAGGCCACUGGUGCUGGCGGUGGCGGCGGCGGCGGCUCUCGCGGAGAUCUGUUUGACAGCGGUACCCGGGAGCGGGGCCUGGCGGGGCCGCUGGGCGACAUCGAUGCGGCCCGGCGGGCGCUGACAGCAGGCCGCAUGACACCCGACGAAGAGCCCCACUCCGCACUGGGCGACCUGGUGCUGCAGAGUGUGCUGGGGGAGGGGUCGUACGGCAGGGUGUAUCGGGCGCUGUGGCGGGGUACGACAGUGGCUGUCAAGGUGAUCCUGCUUCCCGCCCACAUGAGCGGCCGGGAGCGGCUGGAGCGCAUGGCGGUGAUGGAGGCGGCCAUCUCCUCCUCCCUGUCGCACCCCAACAUCGUGCAGACCUACACCUACAGUGUGGCGGCGGUGGAGGGGCCCAAGGCGCGGGCGUGGAGCGCCAUGCAGAGUUCCGGCCACACCUCCACCGCCCUGCCCGGCUCCUCCCACGCCCCGCUCGACCCCACUGCUGCUGGGGGUGCGGGUGCGGGUGGGGGGCUGCUGCCCUCCGGGCUCCAUGCGGGGGCACCCGGAGGCACCUCUGCAGGGGAGGGGAUGCACCCCUCGGAUAUUGCCGGUUGGGAGAUCCGGUUGGUCCAGGAGUACUGCGACCUGGGCAGUCUGAGGGACAAACUGGAUGCCAGGGCCUUCUUCCGACCCGCUGCUGCCGCUGCUACUGCCGCUGCUGCUGCCGCUGUUCCGGUUGCGGGUGCUGGCGGCGCUGCAUCUAGUGCGCCCAGUGGUGCGGUUGCGGCAUCAACCAACACAACCAACACCGCUGCCGUACUACAACCACCUCGGAGCUUCGAUUCCGACCAACAACCGCCACGACAACCGCAACCACCCCAACUACCGGUACCUCACCUGGAAAUUCAGUUGCAACCGUUACAACCGCUCCAUUCGUACCAGCCCAGCACCAGUCCCUCCGCCGCUACUGCCACCACAACCGCAACCGUAACACCCGCCGCCGCCGCCUCGACGACUGGCGGCAGCGAAUGGGGCAGCGACUUAGCCGGCGCCGCCGCCGCCGGAAACCCUAAUUCCGGUAGCGCUAGCGGCGGCGCUAGCUCACCCGCUGUGUCGUACGUCGUCGACCUAGCCGCCGUACUGGAUACCGCCAUUGACGUGGCUCGCGCGCUAGCACACCUGCACCGGCAGGGGAUAGUGCAUGCGGAUUUGAAGCCGCGGAAUGUGCUGCUCAAAGGCUCGACGACCGACCCACGGGGCUUUGUGGCCAAGGUUGCGGACUUUGGGUUGUCCAUGCAACUGGAUGUGCACGAAACCCACGUUAGCAACGCGUAUCACGGGACGCUAGCCUACAUGGCCCCCGAGACACUGAUCCAGGGCCACGUGUCCCGAGCCAGCGAUGUGUACGGAUUUGGAAUCUUGUUGUACGAACUGUACACCGGGGAAACCGCCUUCCAGGGAAUACCCAAGGCCCUGGUGGGUCAUGCCAUCACCAAGGACAACCUGCGUCCCUCCUUCCCGCCCGCCCUGGCCGCGCCCUUCGAAUACCAGCUGCUCGCCUGCCGCUGCUGGGAGAGCAACCCGGAGAUACGGCCCGAGUUCGACUUCAUUCUGGAGGACUUGAAGCGCAUGCGGCUCAGGCUGGGCUGCUCAUUGCAGCAGCAGCAGCAGCAACUGGGGAACAGGGGCGGCAACGGCGUCAACAGCAACAGCGGUGCUGCUGCGGACGGCGGGGGCUGCGGGGGUGUGGCGGGGGCUGCGGGCAGCAGCAGGAGGACGCGGGUGAUGUGCGGCGGAGGAGGGGAUCUCUGGGGUCUGCCGCACCUGCUCCACCCUGCCGCCUUCCAACAGGGGUUUACCCAUGCCGGCGGCGCCCUCCUUGGCGGCGGCGGCGGCAUGAUGGGGCGUGGGGGCGGCUUCGCGGCGGGUGGGGUGUACGGGCACGGGGGUGUGUAUGAUGAUGACGAGGACUCCCGGACCGCCUCCUCCUCCUCUUCCCGCUCCUCCAGGGGGUGCUCCGGCUCCUCCUCCUCCUCCUCGGGGUCUGAUGGCUCCGAAACCAUGAGUGAGAUGAGUGUUAUGGCAGGAGCAGGGCCGCAGCAGCAACCAUAAUGGUGCUAGUAAGCGGUUGGCAGGGACGCCGGGGGCAGGGCCACCCAGCCUUGCAAGAAGCCGGAACACAGAGCACUGCAUGCUGGGGUGCUCUGCGUCGCCCUGUGUCUUUACAUAGAGUCUCGAGAGAGGGGUCCACGAAGGCGGAUGCAUGUGAGGGGCAUUGUGCUGAGCGUGCGUGCGGGCGUGGUUUGGAGCGCGCCGCGCAUGUGGGUGGGUGGGGGGCAUCUGUUGCAUGGCACAUGCAGUCUGUCCAGUCCUAACGCGCAUGGGUUUACAUUUACGCGUGGGACUUGAACUCCCAGGUGUGUUGUAGAGUGGCGUGUGAUGUUGUGGCGUUGUGGCGUUGUGACGGGGGGUGGUUGGGUGGGACCGCCGUGACGAGGUUCAACUGCAGGCUGUACGGCGAACGACAUGAGGGGCUUAUUACGAACAAGCUGGGCUGGGUGGUCUAUCCUUUGGAAGGCAGGUGGUCUGUUGUGACUCUGCUUACGGCGACCCAAAACUGGUUGUGUUUGUUUGUUUGUGUGUGUGUCCCUGUGAUAAGCGGCUUACUACUGCUACUGUUCCUGAGGACUCAUGAGACGUUUGGCAUUUUCCAAAUGGUUGUUCGCAAACCAUUUGCUUUUUAUGGAGAAGCACAUUAAUAAGUCUUGGUCAUGGAAUGCUGUUUGCUUACCGCUACUCGUUUUGGCUUUGUUGCUCCGGUCGUACCACCGGUCGUUUAGGGCAAUGUGAACUACCGCCGAAAUAGGUUUGUUAAUACUUGUGUAUCGUGGCCAUGUAUCGUGGCCGGAGGAAUUGCAGUUGUUUUUCAGUCCUAUUUGUGUGUCCUUAAUGCACUUACAUGGCGGUCAGCUGCAUGGGGGCAAUGGAUGCCCGUGUGUGUAUGUGAAAGGGAGGGUGUGCAUGUGUGGUAACGGUGCGGGUGUUGAGGACACUGCUGGCCGCGAGUCGGAACGGACUGUGAAUGUCGGAAAAUGAAGUUCUGCCAUAGAAACGCCAGAAGCGCGGUUGGACAUGUUGUUGGUUUUGGCUGGAUUCUGGCAGCUGCGCGCUGCUGGCUGCUGUGAGGGGUGGCAAUCAGGAUUCAUUACAUAAUGGUGGUGGUGAUGGUGGUGGCUGGCGAGGCUGGAUGGAAUGCUCGGGUUUGGGGUUUCCUUUGCUGCUACCGCAUACCACAAUCUGUCAAUCUGUCUCCAAUGGGUGUGGGACCCAUGGGUCACAUGAGCAGCCAGUUUACUAAUCUAAUGUAGCAGUGUCACUGGCAGCCAACCGCAUGCAAG